UUGUAUUAUUAAAUCAUAAAAGAUAAUGAAUUUAAUUGUUGCGCUUGGUUGUUUAUUUUUUAUUGUUACGCACAAUGUGAAUACUCAAGAAAUAUCUGAAGAUAUUUCUACAACAGUUGUAUCAUCAGAUAGCGAUUUCCCAAGUUCUCCGCCAACCAUAAUUAAUACUCCAAGGGAACCAACAACUAACAAUAAUCAGAGGUCAUUCGAAUCACUGUUAGCUCAAAAAAUCUUAGAGCAUGCUAGCAAAAAUGAUUGGACUGGAAAAGUUCACCUUCGUGUUGCUAGACCUACAUCCACACCGGACGAAAAUAAUACCUCAAAACCCAAAGCCACACCUGUAAUUGAUCAACAAUUUGUCGAUCAAUUUACAAAGAUAUUCAACCGGCAAUAUCGAAAACAGAUUGGAUCCAACAAUCAACAAAAAGUGCGUCCAUAUUCAAAAACAAUAGAAAAUCAACUAUACGAAGAACAAAUAAGAACCAAUAACGUCAAACCGACCGCUACAGGUUAUAAUUAUCCAUUAUUUAACCAACAACAAUCACAAAAAACUCAAAAAUACUAUUAUCCAACAGUAAAUGAGCAACAAUUAUUAAAAACUCGAGAAAACUAUUAUUAUCAACCAAGUAAUUUAUCAAAAACUCAACAAUUGUACUAUUACUACCCAAUAGUUGACCAAGUCUCCACACCAAAACAAUUUUAUUAUAAUUAUCCAACAGAGAAACAAACACUUGCAUCCCAACAGUUGUAUUAUUACAUUUAUCCAACCGUUGAUCAAGUUAAUAGACCACCCAGACAAUUGUAUAACAAUUAUGCAACAAUUAACCAAGCACCUAAACCUCAACAAUUGUAUAACUACUAUCCAGAGCAAACAACUUUACAACAAUUAUAUUAUUAUCCACAACAACAAUCUGCACAGCAAGUAUAUUACUAUCCACAACAGCAAUAUCCACAGCAAAUGUAUUAUUACUACCCACAAACAACUCAGCAACAACUGUAUUACUAUCCACAAACUAAUUCGCAACAAUUAUACUCACAAUUGAAUCAACAAUCAAACGUUCCAAAUUAUCCUGCUUCAAACCAGAUGUAUAUGUAUAAUAUGCCAGAAACACAUCAAUUAAAUAAUGAUCAAAUGACAAUGAGUUAUCCAGUCCAAAAUAUGAACAAGGAUCAAUUAGUUUAUUAUUUCCCAACAAAGAAUAUCGAUUUUGGUAACUCAGAUACGAACAAGUUAUACGAUGAAUCGACAAUGAUGGAAAAAACAAAAAAUUUUGAAGAUCAACAAAUACUACAACAAUUAGAUCAGCAAACAUACAUUAAUAUGCAAAAACUUAAUCAACAACAACCACAAACUCCAGCAUCUAAUCAAUUAUAUUAUUAUUAUCUAAUUUAAAUUCGAUAGAAAGUUCUUGAACAUCCUGUACCUAAUUUGCAAACUGUAUCUAUCCAUACUUCAUGUUAGUUUGAAACUUUACUUUGUGAACAAAAAAUAGAGAAAAGAAAGUAUAGUUUGUAAAAUUUUAUUUUCUAGUUUGUCUACUAUCAAUCAAUUGGAUUUAUCAACUUUUGGCAUAUUUUUUUUAAAUAGUUUUGUCUUGACAUAGUUCUGGAAAAAUGAUUUCAUACAGAAAAUGCUUGUUGGCUGUGAAUGAGAUAUGUUUGAGAAUAUCUACUUCGUUUAUUUUUAAUAAAAUGUUAAUUUUUAUAAAUAAA
Molecule: messenger RNA, 1713 nt
Organism: Chrysoperla carnea
Lineage: Eukaryota; Metazoa; Arthropoda; Insecta; Neuroptera; Chrysopidae
Product: myb-like protein AA
Exons: 3
Coding region: 26-1393 (455 amino acids)
Source: RefSeq, a predicted model, not a curated record